AUGAAUCUUAACCUGUUAUGCUGCUCGUUUUGUUCAAGGGGGUCUGACUCGCAUGAGCACUUGUUUUUUGAGUGUGAUGAAGCCAAGAAUAUUUGGUAUGGGGUUCGGGAAAAAGCUGGCAUGGGCGCUAUUCAGAAUUCAUGGAAUGACAUCUUUGAAUAUCUAUUAAGUAUAGCUAACUCAAAAAAGGCGGCAAAUGUCAUUGUGAAGCUGGUUGUUGGUGCAACAGUCUACUUUGUUUGGGAGGAACGGAAUAGAAGAUUAUUCACACCGAAAAGGAGAACGAAAGAACAGCUUAUCGAGGUCGUUUUGUUUACGGUCCGAAUGAAGCUACACACUAUGAGGUUUCGGUAUUCUGUCCACACGGAGCAUGUCUUGCAGGAGUGGAGCUUACCUCGAGGGUUGCUUGUUGCGGAUGAUGACUGCGGCUGA
This is a messenger RNA of Helianthus annuus (common sunflower), 432 nucleotides long. RefSeq lists its product as uncharacterized. The coding region runs from base 1 to 432 and encodes 143 amino acids. The transcript has a single exon. NCBI's taxonomy places the organism in Eukaryota, Viridiplantae, Streptophyta, Magnoliopsida, Asterales, Asteraceae. The record is from RefSeq and is a predicted model, not a curated record.